Spodoptera litura is the source of this 4890-nucleotide messenger RNA. It is a transcript of the gene Sema2a, whose product is annotated as Semaphorin 2a. Lineage: Eukaryota; Metazoa; Arthropoda; Insecta; Lepidoptera; Noctuidae. The record is from RefSeq and is a predicted model, not a curated record. Gene Ontology annotation, cellular component: plasma membrane. Gene Ontology annotation, biological process: negative chemotaxis; positive regulation of cell migration; neural crest cell migration. Gene Ontology annotation, molecular function: chemorepellent activity; semaphorin receptor binding.
GAAUGAGACCUGCGAGCUAGUUCUGCGCCGGCCGGCACGCUUGAUGCACGCGUGUGGGACGCUCGCGUCCAACUUCUUCGUGAAUCUACGAGUUUUAAAACUUGUUUUAUAAAACAUUUUAACUUGAAAGUUAUUGAACUUUAUUUUAUUUAGUGACGAUUAACAUUAAGUUGAUGAAUAAAGUGGUUAUUUCUUGUCGUAAAUAGUGUGUUGUUUAUUUUUUUCUGUGAAACUGCAACGUGUUUGGUUCAACGGACUACGGAGGAGACGAAACGGAAAAAUGUCGUGGAUUUGAGGCGUUGACUUUUUAAAACUUUUGGUGGUUAGUGUUUGUGAUUAGAAAAACUAUGUUUGAGGUGAAUAUUCGGACUAUGGAUGCCUUAGCUGUGGUCGUGAGAUGGUCCAUUCUCAUGCUGAUCGGCGUGAGUUGGCACGUUAAUUCUCAGACAGUGCAACAGACAACUGAAGUGGACAAUUCUUAUAAUUUUUACUAUGAGCAACCUUGCUGUUCUGGAACCAUUACGAAGAGCAAAUAUCAUAUGCGACACAGGCGAGAUCAUGUACGCGAAUUCUCCUGUGGCACACUUUACUAUCGAACCUUCUUCGUGGAUUCUAAACGAGAUGCUCUUUACGUGGGAGCCAUGGAUCGACUGUAUCGGCUGAAUAUGAAUAACAUCAGCGCAUCACACUGUGAAAGAGAUUCCAUAAAUCUGGAGCCCAGCAACGUUGCGCAAUGCGUAUCCAAAGGAAAAUCAGAGCACUUUGAUUGCCGGAACCAUGUUCGUGUGAUUCAACCAAUGGGCGAUGGCUCCCGACUCUACGUGUGCGGGACCAAUGCACACAGUCCGAAAGAUUGGGUCUUAUACUCCAACUUGACGCACCUGCCGCGUCACGAGUACGUGCCGGGCAUCGGCAUGGGUGUCGCCAAGUGCCCGUAUGACCCAGCCGACAACUCCACAGCCCUGUGGGUGGAGAGGGGCAAUCCUGGUAGCCUACCUGCUUUAUACUCUGGCACUAAUGCAGAGUUCACCAAGGCGGACACCGUCAUCUUCAGAACGGAUCUCCAUAACUUGACGACGGGCAGACGUGAAUUUGCCUUCAAGAGAACUCUAAAAUACGAUUCCAAGUGGCUCGACAAACCGAAUUUCGUUGGGUCGUUCGACGUUGGGGAUUAUGUUCUAUUCUUCUUCCGUGAGACUGCCGUGGAGUACAUCAACUGUGGCAAAGCAGUCUACUCGCGAGUGGCAAGAGUUUGUAAGAAGGACACUGGUGGCAAGAACAUACUGAGUCAAAACUGGGCUACUUAUCUAAAAGCAAGACUGAAUUGCAGUAUACCUGGAGAGUUUCCUUUCUACUUCAAUGAAAUACAAAGCAUCUACAAAGUACCUGGAGACGACAGUCGGUUCUAUGGCGUCUUCACGACUGCCUCCACCGGUCUCAUGGGAUCAGCCAUCUGCACCUUUACAAUCGGAGAUAUCCAGAAAGCAUUCGAAGGGAAAUUCAAAGAACAAGCAUCUUCCAGCUCUGCGUGGCUUCCAGUUAUCAGCAGUAAGGUUCCUGAACCAAGACCUGGAACAUGUGUUAAUGAUACCGCUUCUUUGCCAGACACCGUGCUCAAUUUUAUAAGAUCGCACCCACUAAUGGACAGCGCAGUCUCCCAUGAGAACGAAAAGCCGAUAUACUACAAACGAGAUCUCUUUUUCACGAGACUAGUAGUCGAUAAAGUUAAAGUUGACAUGAUGGGACAUCCGCUGGAGUACACCGUCUACUACGCUGGCACAAAUGAAGGGAAAAUUCACAAAAUCGUGCAAUGGAACCGGAACGGUGACAGCCAAUCAGCGUUGCUUGAUAUUUUUGACGUCACUCCAGGAGAACCUAUUCAGGCAAUGGCAAUAUCUCGCAUGCACGGAUCCCUCUAUGCGGCAUCUGAUAGGCGAGUACUACAACUGCGAUUGGCAUUAUGCGCGCGACGAUACGACGCAUGCGUCAGAUGCGCACGCGAUCCAUACUGCGGUUGGGACCGUGAUGCCGGUGUCUGCAGGGAGUAUAUGCCUGGACUUAUACAGGAUGUAGCCAACGAAACCGCAGAUAUCUGCGACUCUUCUAUUGCUCGUAAGAGCGUAUCAGCGACUUGGGGCCAGAGUCUUCAUCUCGGCAGCUUCGUCAAAAUGCCAGAAGUGUUGCAGCCGAGAGCAGUCACGUGGUACCAUUACUCUAGAGAAAAGGGAAGACAUCCAAUCACAUUCAAUAAGCCUGAAAAGUACAUUGAGACGUCGGAGCAUGGUUUGCUGAUUAUUUCGGUGAACGAAGCUGAUGCAGGAAGAUACGAUUGCUGGUUGGGAGGAUCUCUGCUAUGCUCCUACAAUAUCACUGUAGAUACUCAUAGGUGUUCUCCCCCAGAAAAGAGCAAUGAGUACCAGAAAAUUUAUUCGAAUUGGUGUCAUGAAUUCGAAAAAUAUAAAACCGCAAUGAAAACUUGGGAACGAAAGCAAGAGCAAUGCUCAAGACAAAAUGACUCGAAUCAGAACACACAUCCAAACGAAAUCGUGUGAUAGCUUCUGAACAUCGCCUAUCUCAUGUUUCAGUCUGUUAAUUAUUAUGCAGGAGCUAUACCGAUACCUUACGUCUCGGCUGGCCUGAAGUACUUCAAUAUAUUCUCGUGAGGAAAUCCGUCAAUAUCAUCCGCUCCAUUACGAUCUCAUAGUGUCUCCAUAGUUGUGUACGUCGAGCUCAAGACUUAGUGCAUUCGACCGUACGUGACUCCCUAUAGCUUUUAUAAAGACGUAUUGAAAGUGUAGUGAAACUGACUAAAUUAUCGCAAUAGUGCAUCGUUCCAAACACUCGGCGGGAACAUGAAUAGGUGAUUAUUGGACACUCGAAAUUUUUACGAACAUUUUUAUUAAUGAAAAUUUAAAGGAACGAAUAUAAAGAGCGUUGUGCGUUGCAUUGUUGGUAAAUGGAAUGUAAAAUAUUUAGUAAUCGAAAUUAUAAGUACGCUUUGUUCGUUGGCUAAGUGAUAGAACAAUUGUUAGAAUUAUGGGAUGGUAAUACUUUGAAUGUUUGUAGAUUUUAUUUAAAUUCUGUUUAGAUUUUAAUUUUGCAUCAAUUAUUGUAUUUUGAAUCCUGUAUGUUUAUUUAAAUGUGAAGCGAACAAAUAAUUAUUCUUGAUGUUAAAAGUUUUGUAAAUUGAUCAAUAAUGAUUAUUUGUUGUAAGCUACCGACUCGAAUACAAAGAUUGCCGUGUGUUGGUAUACCGCGGUCGUAAUUUGAAAUCUCCGAGGGUUGUGGGAGGGUUCGCCUCAUUAUUUUUCCCCUGUUUGUGUAAAUAGUUACCUAAUUUCGUUUGACUGUAUCUAUUAUAAGUGUACGUAUAGUAUGCACGUCCCUAAUGGUAAUGAGUAUAAUUUAAGCCUGUGAUAUAUAAGAAACUCGUUUAGGAAAAAUAUUUUUAAGUAUUGAUCGUGGACUUACUAAGACUAAAAUUGUCACUGAUUAAUAUAGCUGCAACAUUUAUUUUUUGUAAAAACACAAAUAGAUCUAUAGUAUGUGUUUACUAAACAUAUUUUAAUUAGCCGUAUCUUACAAAGUUGUGAAACUAUGUAUUCUGAUACCUACUUGUAUAUCUGCACAACCUAAUAUCUCAUUUAUGAUCACAGCAAUAUAUUAGAAAGUAAUACAUCGACUACUAAAACUCUCAUAAAACUGACUAAAUACUCUUUUAAAAUAAAAUAAAUAUUUAAUUUUAAAAACCAAAAGAGUAAAGAUACUUUUACUUCUAAAAAAUAAAUCAAUCUGAAAUGUUUAAACCAAUCUCUGUACACAAAUAAUUGAAAUGCUAAAAAUACAACAGUUUUAUGAGAGUUAAAAAUGUAAUUUAAACUUUAUAAGUAAAUAUAUAGAACACAAAGUAGAACAUUUAAGACAUUUUAGAAAAGUAUCUCUGAAUAUUUUUGUACAAAACUUCUGUAUAACCCAUUUUAGCUCACUUUUCAAGUAUCGACUAGUACCUAAUCAAUUUAUUCGAUUCCAUAUCAUACAAUUGUACCUAAGAGCUUGUACAUAUAUUCAUUAUCGCACCAAAAUAUUUACAUUCGCAGCGGUCAAAUAUAAAAAGUAUCAAAAUUAUAUGAGUCCUCUAUAUAUUUUUUCUAAACAUUUUUUCGAGUAACGCCAUUUAAUAUCCGCUGCCAGAAUUUUGUAAAAUACUAAGUUUAAUUUAUUAUAGCACUUAUGCAUCUGAAUUUAGAGUACUAUUUAUUUCUUCAAUAGAACGUUUUAAUAGUAUAUUGACUAGAAUUACUUUUUAAAACAAUUUUAUCAACAAUACUGUAGCAUACAUCGUUACUUCAAAUUAUGUGUUUGUCAUCUCUUUACAUAAAUUGUACUUAAGGGUAUUAAUUUAAUUCUAUUGCUCAUUAUGGUACCUAUCUAGAUAUUAAAAUAAAUUUCAUUUUGUUGUAUGUAUUGUAGAAAAGUGAUAAAAUUAUUGUGACCGUUAUUACAAUGAGCCCUUCGCUAUAACUGCUAAAGUAGUAAUAAAGUAUAGCCUAAUAGGUGCUUAUAAGCUUUCGUUUUGCAAAUAUUAUAUAAAAGUAUUUUUCAGACUUCUCUCAUAUCAUAAUGUACAUACAUAAAUCGAAAUAGAUUAUAAAUUCGUAAGAAAUAUCUGAGCUUCGUCGUUUAUUGUAUUAGUUAAGACUCAGUACUUAAGUAUUCUAGUGAAUAAACUAAGGAUUUCCCUCCUCUUGGGAAUAUCUUGCGCAAUAAUUAUAACUAAUUACUAUUAUCUAUACUUAUGUAAUAGCUCUGUAAAUUUCACAUGUUACUAAACUAAGUUAAAAAAUUCAAAAUGUAGCGUUAAGAUUUUAUAUAAUAAAUCUAUGAAAUGUA